AUGAGGCUUCAUUCAUGGCUGCAUUUCAGUGUGGAGUGCAAUGCCUCGUACGAGUACCACUCCCUCUACGCCUACUUCGACAGGGACAAUGUUGCCCUUAAGGGCUUUUCCAAGUUCUUUAAGGAAUCGAGCGACGAGGAGAGGGAACACGCGGAGAUGCUUAUGGAGUACCAGAACAGACGUGGAGGGCGGGUGAGGCUCCAGUCUAUCGUGACCCCAUUGACAGAGUUCGACCACUCUGAGAAAGGCGAUGCUCUGUAUGGUGCCCGGUUUGUGCUCGCUACCGAAGGAGCUCCAUGUUGAAGAAGAUUGAAGAGCACCAGGGUUAACACCAGGGCAGCUUGUAGAGCUUGUAGAGCUUGUAUAUGUAUAGAGCUUGUAAAUGUAUCACGUGUAGAGCUUGUAGAGCUUGUAUAUGUUAGAGCUUAUUAUGUGUAGAGCUUGUAGAGUAUAUGUUAUUUG
This is a messenger RNA of Triticum aestivum (bread wheat), 462 nucleotides long. Its product is annotated as ferritin-1, chloroplastic. The coding region runs from base 1 to 303 and encodes 100 amino acids. Gene Ontology annotation, molecular function: ferrous iron binding; ferric iron binding. The transcript has 5 exons. Gene Ontology annotation, cellular component: cytoplasm. NCBI's taxonomy places the organism in Eukaryota, Viridiplantae, Streptophyta, Magnoliopsida, Poales, Poaceae. Gene Ontology annotation, biological process: intracellular iron ion homeostasis; iron ion transport. The record is from RefSeq and is a predicted model, not a curated record.